AUGCAUUCCCUCGAGGCAAUGGUCUUGGGGUGGCUAGCAUUGGUGGUAUCCACGUUGGUCAACGCCACCGAUUACUUAGACGACUACGCGUCGAUGGACUACACAGAUGAAACGGAGGCCGACUACAACGCUACAAAUUGCACCAAUAUUUACUGCGUUUCGAACGAGGAGUACGUGGACCGUAUGAUGAAUUAUAUAUUUCCCAAGUUUUGGGACUGGGUACUGAUCGCGUCGCACAGCAUCGUUUUCGUGGUCGGACUAAUCGGGAAUGCCCUGGUCUGCAUCGCGGUUUACAGGAAUCAAUCGAUGAGAACAGUGACGAAUUAUUUUAUCGUCAAUUUAGCCGUAGCUGACUUCCUAGUUCUGUUACUUUGUCUUCCCUUCACCGUGCUUUGGGACAUCACGGAAACCUGGUUCCUAGGUUUGACUCUGUGCAAAGCUGUGCCAUAUCUCCAGACAGUGUCCGUGACCGUGAGCAUAUUGACCUUAACUUUUAUAUCGAUAGAUCGAUGGUACGCGAUAUGUUUUCCUCUGAGGUUCAAGUCAACCACUGGACGAGCAAAAAAUGCAAUCAUCGGAAUUUGGGCGGUAGCCCUUCUAUUUGAUAUUCCGGAUCUCGUGGUGUUGCAUACCGUCCCACCAACGCACAUCAAAGUAAACACCAUUUUAUUCACGCAGUGCGAUAUAUCCUGGAGUCAAAAGAGCCAGAUCACCUUCACAAUCAUGAAACUAAUUUUCCUUUAUACCGGACCUUUGAUCUUCAUGAGCGUAGCAUAUUGGCAGAUCGUUAAAGUCCUUUGGAGAAGCGACAUUCCAGGACAUAACUUACCUUCAAGGUCAUCCCAGACGAGUCGUGCUGCAUCAACUGGUGGCAGGAAUCCGGAAGUGCAUCUGAGGUCUCGACGAAAAGCAGCAAAAAUGUUAGUCACGGUGGUCAUCACUUUUGCCAUUUGCUAUUUCCCUGUUCAUUUGCUCUCCGUUUUAAGGUAUACCACCACGUUACCAUCGAACAAGUGGAUAAACGCCGUCAGCUUAAUCGCGCACGGCCUAUGCUAUUUCAAUAGCGCGGUUAAUCCACUGAUUUACAACUUCAUGAGCGGAAAAUUUCGGAAGGAGUUUAGACGUACAUUUCGGUGUACUCAAGAGGAUAAUUCUCGUAUACAACGCGGAUAUCUUGCAAGCACGUCUAAUCUUCCUCGAGUUAAAUCACGGACUACUACGAUACGAACAACUGUCAAGAAUAAUAAUAAUCCUCAACGAAAUACCGAAAUUAUACCUCUCAGUGCGAUAACCAGCAUUCAACAAAAUGAGAAACACGACUGAUCGUAAACGUAUGUAAAUGCGAAAUGAUUAUAGCUAUUAAACGCGCA
Molecule: messenger RNA, 1370 nt
Organism: Eufriesea mexicana
Lineage: Eukaryota; Metazoa; Arthropoda; Insecta; Hymenoptera; Apidae
Product: orexin receptor type 2
Exons: 6
Coding region: 1-1323 (440 amino acids)
Biological process (GO): G protein-coupled receptor signaling pathway
Cellular component (GO): plasma membrane
Molecular function (GO): neuropeptide Y receptor activity
Source: RefSeq, a predicted model, not a curated record